AUGUUAGCAAGCCAAUUACCCAGCAUCGCAACCAUGCGCUCCUCUCUGCGAUUGUUGAAUCUGGAGGCCACCCCCCUCCAGGGAUCUCGAACCCGAUAUGUCUGCUCGGUCUGCAGACAAGAGGCGCGCCCACGGCCCUUCGUCGCCCGUCAAUUUCUUCGCAAUGCCUCCGACUCCUCCACCCCGAUCACCGAACGUGUGCGCCGCAAGCUCUGGGGCACCGAUAACCCCCCCGGCUUGAAGGAUCCCUACGGCGGAGAAGGUGUGUUUGAAAAGAAGUUCAAGAGAGGCCAGGCGGCGAGACAGGAGGACCAGGCUGUGGAGGCAACGCCCGCUGAGACGCAGGGUGCUACUGCCGAGACCGCUGCGGAGGAAGCUGUGCCCGAGGGAAGUUCUAGUUACGAGCCGGCGACGACCUGGGCGGGACUUCAGCGUAUUGGACACCUAGGGAAUUGGAGUGAUUACCCUCCUAGUGAGGCUGAUGCAUACAAUUCCUUUUUCUCCAACCGCCGCGCCACGAAGCCUGAACACUUCGCCCUGGCUGCCCACCAAGCCGCCGUUGAAUUGUGCUUGAUGCACUCCCUGGACAAGCCCCUCACCCGUGUUUGCGACGUCGUUGAACACGAGAAGGCAGUUUUUAAUUUGAUUUGGAACUGUAAGAUCCAGCCGAGCAGCCAGUGGAAUUCAGCUCUGGAAUACCCGGAUAAGGAAACGGAGGAAGCGCUUGUCUACAUCUUCCAGCAGAUCGGAGCUCAGGAUGAACCCACCCAACCGGAAGAAGUCGCUGCAGAGGAUGUCGAGAGUGCCGAAACGGAAGAGGUUGAGGAAUUCCAGGCUGCCGGGCCGUCCAAGAAGCUCGCCUUCUUUGGAUAUCCCAAUGUCAAGGACAAGGGCUACCUUUCUUUGUCAUUGGCUGACCCGGCGACAAAGUUCGCUUUCCUGAAACGGUUCUCGCAACUAACCGGCCACUACUUCCCGGACCCUACUAUCGAGUCGAUCAACACAGUCCAGCACGCUAUGAACCAUGCUACUAAGGAGAUGGCACCGAAGCCGAAGAAACUUAUCGACCACCUCGAAGCCAACGAGCAACUUCAAAGCCUACCCAACGUCAAGAUCUUCGGAAAGAAACAGAAGCCGUGGCAUCAUGAUGAGGAGCUUGGACGGAAGAAGAUCAUUGAUGCUGAGCUUCGUGCGAGAGGUCUCAUCGAGUGA
Messenger RNA from Aspergillus puulaauensis, 1212 nucleotides. RefSeq names its product mitochondrial 54S ribosomal mL50 protein. The coding region runs from base 1 to 1212 and encodes 403 amino acids. The transcript is spliced from 3 exons. The record is from RefSeq and is a predicted model, not a curated record. Gene Ontology annotation, cellular component: mitochondrion. NCBI's taxonomy places the organism in Eukaryota, Fungi, Ascomycota, Eurotiomycetes, Eurotiales, Aspergillaceae.